AUGGCGGACAGUUCUCAAAGUAGAUCGAGUACCCACGAUCCACUAGAACGUUCUCCCACUGAAAUAAGUUUGGAAGUGACCUUGUCUAUUCUUAUUUGCCUCACCUCCAUUCUUGGCAACUUAUUGGUCGUCUAUGUUGUCAAUAAAGAUUCCAGACUUAAGGGCGUAACGAAUAUAUUCAUCCACAACCUGGCAUUGACUGACAUUUCCAUGGCAUCGCUGCACAUGCCUUUUUGGGUAACAAGCCUGUAUACAGGGACUUGGAUUUUUAGCGAGAAGGGGUGCGAGUUUCAAGCAGCGAUCCAAUUUACUUUGGGUAUUGCCUCUAUCCUGAAUAUGGGGCUUAUCUCCUUCAACCGAUAUUUCCGAGUCGUCAAACCAGCCUUGUAUAGCAAAAUUUUUGCAAGCAAGAGAAUGGCACGAGUCUACUGCGCUCUGGUGUGGGUAGCUUCUUUGCUUCUGGCAACACCGCCUUUGUAUGGGUGGGGCAAGAUGGCCUACCAUCCCUACUUUGCUGUCUGCACUUUCACCUGGGAAAUUCAGUAUAUUUCAUAUGCCAUACUUGUUGUGGGCGGAGUGGUCAACGGAACAACCCUUGCAAUCUUUUACUCCUACUACAAGAUUUACAAGACUCUUAAAGAAAGCACUCGAAAUCUGAAUGCGCAUGGUGUAGAUGGAGCAGUCUCGGCAGGACGCCAUAGAACUGAUAUCAGACUCCUGAAAACUAGUUUCACGGUCGUUUGUGUAUUUGUAAUGACGUGGGGACCAGUAUCUGUUAUUGUGAUUGUAGAGAGUGUAGGGUGUUUUAUCCCCAGGGGAAUUUUUUCGGCUGUUAUUUUUCUUAUGUUCACUAGUAGUUUAGCAAAUCCAAUUGUAUACGGGAUAAUGAAUCCGCAGUUUCAGGCGGCCUUCAAAAGGGCUCUAAGUCUUGGUCGGUAUGGCAACGGCCAAAUUAGUCAGAGUCAUACAAGACAUGAAACCAACGUAUCGAUCUCUUGA
Messenger RNA from Porites lobata, 999 nucleotides. The record is from the annotation of a GenBank genome assembly. Lineage: Eukaryota; Metazoa; Cnidaria; Anthozoa; Scleractinia; Poritidae.